AUGCUCACGGGAGCCAAUAGCGUUGAGGAAGGUAUCAAGCUGUAUCAGGAGCUGAGUCAUCUAUUAGAAACAGCGAAAUUCACUUUAAGGAAAUGGAGUUCCAACAGUCCGGAAAUAUUAGCAGCUAUCCCAGAACCGUUGAAGGACGACCGCACAUCCUUGGAACUAGAGCCAUCAAAAGCAACCAUUAAAACCCUGGGACUCUCAUGGGAACCUCGAUCGGACUAUUUUCGGUUCACUGUUCCUCAGUGGAGCAACUCUACUGAGAUUAACAAGCGUAUCAUCUUGUCCGAUUUUGCUCGUCUAUUUGAUUCCCUUGGAUUAGUCGGACCAGUAGUUGUCCAAGCUAAGAUAUUUAUUCAAAAUCUCUGGAAACAGAAAUGUUCUUGGAAUGAAACUCUUGGCGAAGAUCUCCAGCAAUGGUGGAAGGACUUCAGACACAACUUAGCUGAUCUAGCAACCCUGAAGGUUCCACGGUGGCUCGCUUUCGAUAACAGUAUCGUUUCGUUGGAAAUCCAUGGAUUUUGUGACGCAUCCGAGAAGGCCUAUGGUGCGUGUAUUUAUCUUCGGUGCACUUCAUUCGAUGGCCAGGUUACGGUUAACUUAAUCACGGCCAAAUCUAGAGUGGCACCACUCGAUGAUGUGCAGCGGAAAAGGAAGAAAAUCAGCAUACCAAGGUUAGAGCUAUCAUCUGCAGUUCUCCUGAGCCAUGUCUACGAAAAGGUUGUCGACAGCUUACGGGUCAAGGCACAACCGUACUUUUGGACAGACUCGACCAUUGUGAAGUGCUGGCUGUCUUCAACUCCUUCCCGCUGGCAGAUGUUUGUCGCUAAUAGGGUCUCAGAAGUUCAGCAUCUUACAAGAACAGGAACAUGGAAUCACAUCUCCGGAUCUGAAAACCCUGCAGAUGUUAUAUCCAGGGGAAUGACACCAGAAAGGCUAGCAAAUCAUCACACCUGGUGGCACGGACCAGAAUGGUUAAGGAAUCCACGCAACUUUUGGCCAAAAGGAAAUACGACGGAUGCAGAAGAGUUGGAUCAAUCGUUAUUGGAGAAAAAAUCGACUAUUGCCGUUCCCGUACAACUUCAAGUUCCCAACGAUACCUUCAAACUGCGAUCAAGCUUUUUGGCACUUGUUCGGAUUGCGGCUUUAUGCCGAAGAUUCACCUACAACUGUAGCAACCCAGCAAGCAGAAGGAAAGGCUACCUAUCGUAUCAAGAACGUGAAGAAGCGACGCUGGCACUCGUACGCCUUGCUCAAAGCGACAGCUUCGCCGAAGAUAAGGAAGAAAUAUUAUCGAGGGGACAAGUUUCUCCGUCGUCCAGGUUGAAAUCUCUUCAUCCUGCCCUAGGCCGCAAUUAA
This is a messenger RNA of Armigeres subalbatus, 1362 nucleotides long. RefSeq lists its product as uncharacterized. The transcript is spliced from 2 exons. The record is from RefSeq and is a predicted model, not a curated record. Lineage: Eukaryota; Metazoa; Arthropoda; Insecta; Diptera; Culicidae. Bases 1 to 1362 code for a protein of 453 amino acids.